This is a messenger RNA of Liolophura sinensis, 2319 nucleotides long. RefSeq lists its product as uncharacterized. The transcript has 3 exons. Lineage: Eukaryota; Metazoa; Mollusca; Polyplacophora; Chitonida; Chitonidae. The coding region runs from base 1 to 957 and encodes 318 amino acids. The record is from RefSeq and is a predicted model, not a curated record.
AUGGAGCCGUCGAGCUUAUCAGAGCAGAUGUCGGCUGAUCAACAAAGCUUCACACCUCUGACCGGUGUGGAUGUGUUUAUCAAUCUGUCGAUUACAGCAAAUGAUCAUCAUGUUGAUGUUCUUGGCACAGCUAAAGUCAAAGUCAAACUGCCAGUAAGUCAUGGCAGAAUCACUGUUCACAUGUUACGGCAGACGUCGCAGCCUUUGAUAUUGGGAACUACAUUCCUUAGGCAUCAAGAUCUCGGUUUAGAUUUCAGUCAGUCCAAAUAUAAGUGGACAAAAACAAAAGUGCGUUGUAGGAAAUCUGUCACUUUUCCACCGCGUACUGAAACAAUAAUAACGGCUUCUGUUCCGAGCACAUUUUGUAUGGGCUUACAGGGAAUUUGUACUCAGGAUAACCAUGUAUUGAAAGUCAACAUUUUAGUUUCCAAGGCUGUGGUUGUUGUUGCAAGGUUCCAUACUGUACCUGUAAAAGUGUGUAAUCCUACUGCAGAAUCAAUUGUUCUUCCUAGACGUACCGUAUUGGCAGAGUUUACUUUGCUUGACUCUGACUACAAAUGUUGUAAACUUGUUUGGACAAAUUCUAAUUUGUUAAAUGAAGAUCGUGAGCAGCUUCAGAAAGUAUUGUAUGAUAAUAAGGAUGUUUUUGUUACCAGUGAUAAUCCCGGUUUAGGGUUAACACAUGUGGUAGAACACAAUAUUGUUUUGAAACCGGGCGCCAAGCCAAAAUAUCAAAGGCCAUAUCGGUUGUCACCUGAUAAAAGGGAAGUGUUGAGGCAUCAGUUGGAUGAAGUAUUGGCACAGGGUGUGAUUGCUCCAGUAAAUGAAACUGAGGACUUGCCUAUCACCAGCCCGAUUGUCCUUGUGACUAAACGAAAUCCAGAACAAGGUCUUUUUCUUGGAUCUAACAAGCUGCUUUAUCCAUAUACCGUUUUUGUUGUGAUUUCCGUCACUUGAACAGUCAAACAUUGGAUUUUCGAUACGCCAUACCAGAUUUACAGGAAUUAACUGGGGCCGUGUCUACAAAAACGCCAAACUUUAUCAAAUUGAUCUAAGUUCUGGGUUUUUCCAGAUGGGAAUUAAUCCUGAAUCGUCCAAGUACGCUACAUUUAAUACGUGUUUUGGAACUUAUAAGUUCACACGUCUUCCAAUGGGCCUCCGUAUGUCACCCUAUACCUUCCAGCUUCUCAUGGACAAGAUCCUUCAUGGUCUGAAAAAUGUCAGAAAUAUUUCAGGAACACCUUGCUGACUUAAACCGGGGUUUUUGGUCGUUUACGUAACGCUGGCCUCAAGCUUGGACCUAGAAAGUGUUCCUUUGCUCAGUCCUCUGCUAUAUUUCUGGGACACGAAAUAUCAGCUGAUGGUAUUCGCCCUCCCCCUGACAGAAUAAAGGCAGUGCAAGACUUUCCGAAACCUGCAUCUGUGCAUGAGCUUCGUAAAGCCAUGGGACUGCUUAAUUGGUUCAGACAGUUUAUACCCAACUUUGCUGCUACUGCCUUUCCGUUGAAUAAUUUGUUGAAAAAGAAUGUGCCGUUUGUGUGGACACGUGAACAUUCACAAGCGUUUGCGGUAUUAAAACGAGCUCUUGUGAGUUCUGACGCAUUGGCGUUUCCCAGAUAUGAUUUACCCUUUUUUCUGACUGUGGAUACUUCAGGUCGUGGAAUUGGAUACAUGCUGUAUAAACGCUAUCCAGAUAACGAAACUGUUCAUGUUAUAGGGUUUGGCUCAAAGGCUUUGACGCGAUUGCAGCGCUCAUAUGGACGGACGAAACUUGAACUUCGCGGCAUGGUUACUACAUGGCAUCAAUUACUGAUUGCGCUUCAUAUUUGCGAGGCCGCCAGUUUGUGCUAGAAUGUGAUCACCAGGCUUUGAAACCUCUGUUUCAGAAGAAAUUUCGCAGCGCCAUCUACGAACGCUGGAUGACAAUUCUUCAACAGUUCAAUUUCAGGAUUGAUUACACGCCAUCCAUGCAGAUGCACGUGCCUGACGCUCUGUCGCACUGUCACCCGAACGCCGAAUUUGGAUCCGCGGGACCCAGUCCUGAUGAAGAGGUCCUGUAUUUUCCAUAUGUACCAAAGAAGAUUUCUCACCCGAUUCUUAUGACGGAAGGAGGUCAACUACAGGAUUUAACUGAGUGGGAUGACACCUCAGUGGAUGAAAACUUGCCACCCGUUACAUUACAACCCGAGAUUGUAGCAAACUGUUCAUCUCAACCACAGAAACAAUGUGUAAAUUGCUCGCAUGUGUAUGGUGCCGACACUGAAGCCGGAAUUCCCAUAGUAACAGUGCGAGAAGUUCAUGACCAGAAUUUACACCAAC